This is a messenger RNA of Chroicocephalus ridibundus (black-headed gull), 855 nucleotides long. RefSeq names its product mitochondrial ribosomal protein S18B (gene MRPS18B). Bases 93 to 833 code for a protein of 246 amino acids. The record is from RefSeq and is a predicted model, not a curated record. The transcript is spliced from 7 exons. Lineage: Eukaryota; Metazoa; Chordata; Aves; Charadriiformes; Laridae. Gene Ontology annotation, cellular component: mitochondrion; ribosome. Gene Ontology annotation, biological process: mitochondrial translation. Gene Ontology annotation, molecular function: structural constituent of ribosome.
CGCAUGCGCGGGGCCAGGGACGCGCCGUACAGCAAGAUGGCGGCACCCCGCCCCCCCGUCCCCCAUGCGGAGGCGGGGUCUGCGCCGACAAGAUGGCGCUCGCCAGGGGCAUGGCGCUGCUGCGGGCGGCGGCCGGUGGCCUGCGGGGAGCGGGAAGGCCGUUGUGGGCUCGGCAGGACGCCCUCCGGCUCUGCAGCACCCAGGAAACACCCAAAGCCCCCCCAUCCCCCUACCAGGAGCGGCCCUGGGAGUAUCUGGAGAGCGAAGAGUAUCGCAUCACCUAUGGUGACAGACCCAUCUGGCAUGGCUACCGCCGCAACCACAAAGGCGCCAUCCCCCCCCAGCGCACCCGCAAGGCCUGCGUGCGCAAGGGGAAGCGGGUGGGAAACCCCUGCCCCAUCUGCCGCGACCGCAACCUCCACGUGGACUUUCGGAAUGUGAAGCUCCUGGACCAGUUCAUCUGCCCCCAUUCAGGCAUCAUCUUCCACCCCACGCACACAGGGGUCUGCAUGAAGCAGCACAAGCUCCUGACCAAGGCCAUCACACAGGCACAGGACCACGGUCUGCUCUGGCUGCACGUCCCCUACGUCCCAGCCCCCCGCGACGACUUCUCCAACCAACACCCAGCUGUCAGCAAGACCCCUCCAGCACCCGCCCUGGCCCCUGGCCGCCAUUGGUACCCCUGGUAUGAGCGCCAGGCCCCUCCGACCGCUGCCAUUGCCCGCAUCCGUCAUCUCUACAAGAAUUACCUGAAGGAACAAGAAGCCCUGCCGGCCGCAGGGACGCCCCCUGAGACCCUUCCAACUCCCCGCGCGGAGCACAGGGAGGAAUAAAGCGUUUACAGCCCUUGCUAGA